Messenger RNA from Prorocentrum cordatum, 367 nucleotides. NCBI's taxonomy places the organism in Eukaryota, Dinophyceae, Prorocentrales, Prorocentraceae. The record is from the annotation of a GenBank genome assembly.
GACGCGGAGGAUGGGAGGCGACGGUAGAAAAACUGACGCCAUCAGCCACAACGCCGGGAUCGUCGCUUGUGAGAAAAGUGGGCAAUGGCAGCGGUCGUUGUCACUGCUCGGCGAGAUAAGAGGGGCGGCGAUGGAGUCCAACAUCAUCAGCUACACCAGUGGGAUCAGCGCGUGCGGGAAGAGCUCGCAGUGGCAGAAGGCAUUGUCGUUGCUUCGUGAGUCUUGGAGAGCUAUGUUAGAUCCAGAGGUGAUGAGUUACAGUGUUUCGAUAUGCAUGUGCGAGCAAGGUGGAGAAUGGCAGCAGGUGCCGUCGCUGUUCACCAGGCUGUCGGAGGCGAAGCUUGGGGCUGUCAUUUAUCAGCUAUAG